CUGCGCCCAACUCUCUCCAAUCUUCCGUACGCACAUACAUUGCUCUGCCCACUGCCGUUGAUGCCACCGCGCACGCGUCUGACUCGCCACAGCACGCCGGAAUCCAAGAUGGCCGCCGAGGAUCUUGAGUGGGAGAGAUCCAAAAUCUCCAAUCAAGACAUCAACACGCUGAAGAGGCUCGGCCUCAUGACGAAGGAGGACGCCAUCCGCUUUCCUAGCGAAGAAAGCUACCCCAAGCCUCCAAUGGAGUAUCGGGUUAGUUUUGUUGAUCACCUGAUCCGCGGCCUUUCAACCCCAAUCCACGAUUUCCUCCGCGGCCUUCUUUUCGUUUAUGGGAUUCAACUGCACCAGUUGACUCCCAAUUCCAUCCUUCACAUUUCUAUUUUUAUCACACUUUGCGAAUGCUUCCUCGGAAUCCCUCCCAAUUGGGCUCUGUGGAAGCGCAUUUUCUGCCUCCGCCGUAAUGGCUCCCACAACGUCACUUAUAACAUAGGUGGCGUUGUUAUCUGUGUUCGGACUGAUGUCGAUUAUUUCGACGUCAAGUUUCCUGAUUCUGUCCAAGGAUGGCGCAAAAAAUGGCUCUACAUCCACGAAGAAAGCGCCAAUUCUGUGGAGCACAACAUAGUUCCUUUUGACGGAAGUGCCAGGAUUCAGCGUCGCCGUUCCUGGGAUGCCGAAGCUUCUGAAGAAGAGAAAAAGGCGACAGAGGCGCUCAUGGCUCGUAUCCGUCAUCUUCAAAACACUCGAGGCAAAGAGCUAUCUGGUGUUCAAAUUACUGCCUACUUCCUUAGGAUUAGAGUGCAGCCUCUUCAGGCUCGCAAAAAUCCCCUUUGGACGUAUUCUGGUGAAAAUGACGCCAACGGAAUCUCCAGUGAUCUUUCUGUAAAGGACUUGGAAAAAUUGGUUCGAAGAAUUUCUCGAUUAGGCAAGAAGGAUCCUAUUCCCUCCUCCUGUCGAGUGGAACCAUACAGUGCUUCCAAUCCUCUUCCCGAGAAUCAUCCUACUAUGGCUUCCCUUCCUCCUCUUCCUGAGGAUGGAGAGGUCGAAGAAAGAGCCGUUGUCGAUGAUGUCAACCAGGAGACCCCCUCUUUUGUGAAUGAACCCGCAGAUUCUCGAAAAUCUGCGGGAUCUACUGAGAAGGAUGCUGCCUCUGAAGAUACAACAUCAGCGCAAUCUCCUCCUCCUGCUGUUUCUCCGAAGAGCAAAAGGAAAAGGAGCAAUGCCGAAGAUUCCGGGACCUCGAAACCCGAAGAAACUGCUCCUGCACCUCGAAAAGCAGCUUAUGAUCCAUACAUCGAGAGUAUCAUCAGCUCGUAGGUUCCUUGCUCUUUUCCUUUUUUAUUUGAAGAAUUUUAUUUUGCCUUGCUUUUUAUGCUGCCACUAUUUUGUCACAGUGAUGAUGAAGAAACACCAACUUUAGAUGUGGCUGCUCGAACGAGCACGUCACAUACUUUAGUUAUUUCAGAAAAACCAG
This is a messenger RNA of Lolium perenne, 1474 nucleotides long. RefSeq lists its product as uncharacterized. The record is from RefSeq and is a predicted model, not a curated record. Lineage: Eukaryota; Viridiplantae; Streptophyta; Magnoliopsida; Poales; Poaceae.